UCACAGCGCACUCCAGUAGAGCCACACUGGACAUCCAUGUGUACUUCUACUGGAGGAGGUCAUUGGGAGGUAAGAGUCACUUGCUGAAAAUGUCAUUGAGCUUUAGGGAGUUGUAUUGAAUAGUUUACACAAAAAGGAAAUCAUUUACUCAUCAUUUACUCACCGCCAUGUUGUUUUAGGCCUUUAUGCUGUUAUUUUUUCCAUUGAUUACAAAAGGAGAGUCUUUAUGCACGGCUUUGAUAUACAAUACAACGGUUCUUAAGUUUUUUAAGCUUCUUAAAAGACAAAAAUAUCAUAAAAGAACCAUAAAGUAGUACAUGUGUCUUUUGUGUUUUUUUAAAGACUUCUGAAGUCUGUGUAAGGAACAGACUGAAAUCUUAUUUUUCAAAUUUCAUUCUCCAUUUCACAUAUUCAAACUGGCACAUUACACUCGGUUAUGAUACAUGCAUGAAACCAUCAAUCGUGGUGCAAUGCAUAGAUGUGGCAUCUCUACAAAUAUUCUUCCACAGGGAAGAAUAUCAGUACAUUAUGAUUUUUUUUUUUUUCAUUAAAACUUUUUUUUACCAUAGUGCACGAUUUGCUUGUUUUCAUUACAUAACCAGCUCUGUAUGGAAACAUGCUCGAUAGCUCACCUAGUACAGCAUUGCACUUGCACUCGGGUACAAGUCUUGUAAUUAAAUGUUGCCAGAUUCACAUUCAUCUGUUUUGGAUAAAACUGAAUGUUAUUUUAGCACCACUCAUUAGACAUUUCACUUUGAAAGUGUCACAAAGCAUGCAAGCAACAUAAUAUUUUUUCGCAAAGAUGGCGUUACAGGCAUGUUUUAUUUAUUUAUUUAUUUUAUUUUUUAUUUUUUGAAUGAACCUGGGUUGCCAUAUAGUCUACUUUUUAAUGUGUUUAUGCCAUUUUAUGCAGCAUAAAACCUAUUUUGCUGUUUUUUUUGGCACUUCACAAAUGUGAUUAGUAUUGGGGAAUAAAAAGUGUUAAUUAAAAAAGCAGGUUUCACUUUAUUUUGAUGGUCCCUUUAACACAUUCUAUUGACUAUAAGUAAUGUUGCACCUACAUUUCUACUAACUCUCAUUAGAUUGUUAGUAGUGUAUUAAUUGACUGGUAGGGUUGGGGUUUGAUUAAGUUGACACGUUCUUGCAAAGUUACUUAUAGUCAGUAGAACAUCUGUUGGGAGACAAACACAAUAAAGAGUUAGCAGAUAUGAAGCAGACAGUCUACUAAUACUCUUAUGAGAGUUUAUUGACAUGUAGUUGCAACAUUACUUAGUGUCAACAGAAUGGGACCAUCAAAAUAAAGUGUUACCAAAAAGCAUUCUCUUGUAUGUUUCACCUAUCAGCAUAUGGGUUUAGAACAACAUGAGGGUGAGAAAUUACAGUUUUUUUAACAAAUACAAAUCAACACAUUUUAAUGGAAUGCUUUUUUUCAUUUAUCAACAAUAUUUUUAAACACACAUAUAUGUUGUAAACAUGAAUAACAUUAAUCAGUUCUCCUUUUGAAGUGAAAUGAAGCAACUGAAAACUGCAGGGGGUAAAAUUAAUGAAAGUUGCAGUAAAAGACAAAUUUAUUAGUUGGCAUUGUGUGGGAAAUCACAUCUCUAACAAUAGACCAUGUUAACAGGACUUAAUUAACAGAAAGUACAGCCACAUCUGCAUGCAGCCACAUUUACACACAAACACUUGCCAGCAUAGUGUAUUUACACUGCUAGUUUGAUUGUGUGUGUGUGUGUGUGUGUGUGUGUGUGUGUGUGUGUGUGUGUGCAGUUUAUGUGCGAAGAUUUGUGGGUGUACCAUCCGUAACUAAUGAGAAAGUAAUGUCAGAGGCAGCUGCUCAAAGUGUUGUGUGAACGAGGUCAGGGAACCGUAUAAGCGGCAGAUACUUUGCUGCUAAACGCCCAGAGCUUGUGUUUUCACAAGGACAACACUGGCCUCACAACCGUCCUCCUUCAAGAUAAAAGUCAUCCUCACCCGCUCCCAUUGUUUGUCUACAUUCAUCCAUCACACUAACAAUUGCAGUCAGUUAACUGAGGAGGGAAAUUAAAUCAAAUACAGACUUGUGGCAAAGACCUCUGAAAUGCAGUGUUUUCAGUAGCUAUGGUUGUUUUUGAAUGGCAUGCACAGAAAAUUUUGUUUGCUUGUCGUUUACACAUUAUAAUAGGGGCUUUCAGUUCAUUACAAAAUAAUGAAUUAAUCACAUGAUAUGUUUAUUUAUUGUUUAAAUCAAUCACAGUUCAUAUUGUGUAUAUCAAUAUUUGUUUAGAAACAGUCCCAAAAUUAAGAUAAUACAAAGUUUAGACAAAAUAAUAAUAAUAAUAAUAAUAAUACAGCAUUGUUGUGACAGGUGAGUAAAGCAUUAAAUAGACAUUAGGGAUGCACCGAUACCGAUACUGGUAUCAGUAUCAGGCCCGAUACCGAGCUCAUGCACUCGUACUCGUAAAAACACUCCGAUACCAAAGACCGAUACCCCAUGAUGUCAUCGACAGAACUUUCAGUGCACAGAGACUCCAGCAGCAGCGACAGAAUGUCAGGCUCGGCGGUGUGGAAAUAUUUCAACAUUAAUGAUGACAACCCACGCAUGGCAGACUGCAAACUUUGCCCUGCAAAAAUAUCAAGAGGAGGUACAAAAAGCAGUACUUAUAAUACGAGUAACAUGAUAAAACAUCUGAAACUGAAACACAAAAGUGAGUACGGAGAAUUUGCCGCUAGCAGUAACGAUAGCACUCAGCAACCAACCCUGCAGCAAACCUUUGCAAGACGAGAGAACAUGACAAGAGAUAACCCGAGAGCCAAACAAAUAACAGAGGUGGUUACCCAAUUCAUUGUUCUUGACGAUCAGCCGCUUUCAGUCGUCGAUAACGUGGGAUUUCGUUGCCUUGUUAAUGUUUUGGAGCCGAAGUACGAGAUUCCCGGUCGCCGUCAUGUCACAGAUAUUAUAUUGCCACAAAUAUAUGACGCAGUGAAAAAGCAUGUUGUGAGCAUGUUGCAUGACAUGAAAGCAAUUUGCUUUACUACUGACAUUUGGAGUUGUAGUAUAAAUCAUUGUCUUUCAUCGGCUUAACGGUGCAAUGAAUAGAUGGCAAUUUCACUCUACAGCAAAUCAUGCUUCAUGCAAAGCAAUGUCGAGGCUCACAUACUGGUCUAGCGAUAGCGAGCAUAUUUGAGGAAAUGCUUGCGACUUGGGCAAUUCCCAAAAGUUCUUUCCAUGUUGUUGUCCGUUGUCAUGUUGUUGUCCGUGAAAGGCUGUGGGAGUGGGGCGCAAAAUAGUCGGCCACUUGGCAUACUCUCGGUUACAGGAUAUUCAGAUAUAGCUCGGUCAACCAAUAAAAAGAUGGAAUAGCACAUUCUACAUGGUACAGUCACUGAUUGAGCAAAAACGGGCGAUUGGAGUAUAUGUGUCUGAAAACAAGCUCCCUGCCACUCUAACUUCAAACCAGUGGAAUCUUCUGGAGAAGAUGGUAAAUGUAUUGGCGCCCUUUGAAGAAAUGACUCGUCAAGUGAGUUCUUCAGAUGCUUUAGCCUCAGAUGUAAUUCCUGCUGUCACUGUGCUACAGAGACUGUUGCUGAAACAAAUGGAUGAGGACCACGGAAUCAAAACAAUGAAGAGCACUUUGCUUGAUGCUUUGCAGAGGCGCUUUUCCAACAUGGAGCAAAACCCACUUUACUGCAUUGCAAGUUUACUUGAUCCGAGGUAUAAAGAUCGAUUCUUCUCCAACUCAGACACUGCCAGGCAGGCCAACGAAAUGUUGAUACUGGAGUUGCAAAAAAUAUCUGUGGGAGAGACAGCCACACCUGAGACACAUGCCGCACCAGCUGACAAAAGGUCUCACAGCGACAGGCCAGGUAGCAGUCUGGACAGUGUUUUUGAAGAAAUUGCAGAUGAAUGUGCAUCUGCAUCUGAGAGAAGAGCUGGAGCUGACUAAGCUGAACCAUACAGCUGGAAGCAUACCUUGGAGAGACCACUGUGCGUCGUUCAGAGAAACCCUUCAUGUACUGGGCAGUUAAUAAUCUGCAAUUUCCUGCUCUGGCUCAAAUGGCACAAAAAUAUCUUUCAGCCCCAUGCAUCAAUGUGGAAAGUGAGACUCUUCAGCUCAGUGUCACACAUUCUGACUGACAACAGAAGCAGGCUUGUAGCUGAACAUGCAGAGAUGCUUCUGUUCCUUAAAAAAAACCUGCCACUUACUUUUGAAAAACUUACUUUUGUACUUUUCAUCUUGCAAAAAUUAUUGCAAAAGUAAAAAUAUGCUGUACAAAUGCUCUGAGGAGCAUCCUUAACAAAUGGCUUAUGAACACUUACACUUACAAUUAUUGUGUUGCCCACAAUGAUUAGACAGUUCACUGUUAUAUUUCACUGUACACUUUUGAUUGUUACACAACAGUGAACAUUGCUACACAGUGUUAUGUUAUAAACAUUUGUUCAGUGAAAUUAGUUUGUAGCUUUUUGACGAU
Onychostoma macrolepis is the source of this 4449-nucleotide messenger RNA. RefSeq names its product zinc finger BED domain-containing protein 4-like. The coding region runs from base 3351 to 3923 and encodes 190 amino acids. The transcript has 2 exons. The record is from RefSeq and is a predicted model, not a curated record. NCBI's taxonomy places the organism in Eukaryota, Metazoa, Chordata, Actinopteri, Cypriniformes, Cyprinidae.